CAUCAACAUUGACUCCGUGUACACUGAGUGUAAGUUGUUUACAUGUACUUGCAAAUCCAGCUAAGAUUAAACUUAAAGCUGGAUAAAGUAUUGUGAUUAUAGAAUAACAUGAAUCUGACGGCUAGGGCGAGACUUGAGCGCUUCGGACGAUUUCAACCUGAUGAUCACUCUCCUCUGCGGUCACCUGGUAUGACAAAAAUGGGGGCAACAUUCAUGACACCAUUACCAAUAAUUGAACAUAAUGGACAUUUUGGUAGCAUGUUUUCACCCACCAACAAGGAAAUAACCCAAAAGGUAGCAAGAACCAUUCCUGAGGAUGAGGCACUGAUUAACAAGAAGCUACCCAAAGAACUUCUGCUCAGGAUUUUUUCCUAUCUUGAUGUUGUUUCCUUGUGUCGAUGUGCACAGGUAUCCAAGGCAUGGAAUGUAUUAGCUCUAGAUGGAAGUAAUUGGCAAAGAGUGGAUCUCUUUGAUUUCCAAACUGAUAUAGAGGGCCCUGUAGUUGAGAAUAUUUCCAGAAGGUGUGGCGGUUUUCUAAAAAAAUUGAGCUUAAGAGGUUGCCAAAGUGUAGGUGACGGUGCUCUAAAUGAAUGUUUUCAAUCCCUCCAAACUAGGGAAGGAUGCACACUUCUUGAGCAUAUCAACAUAUCCUGGUGUGAUCAGGUGUCAAAGUAUGGUAUUGAAGCCAUGGCAAGAGGGUGCCAAUGUUUGCGAGCUUUUAUAUGUAAAGGGUGUCAUUUAGUCACUGAUGAUGUUCUUGGUGCUUUAACAAGGUUUUGUAAUGGUCUUCAGGUUAUUAACAUCCACGGAUGUAUCAAUGUUGGUGAUGAUGGUAUUCAGUUCAUCAGUCAGAAUUGUCCCAAUCUUCAUUACUUAUGUGUAUCAAAUUGCUCUCGACUCACUGAUGCUUCCCUUAUAGCACUGGGCCAGGGUUGCCUCAAUCUCAGGACAUUAGAAGUUGCAGGAUGUUCACAAUUUACUGACAGUGGAUUCCAAGCUUUAGCAAAGAGUUGUAACAAGUUGGAGAAGAUGGAUUUGGAGGAAUGUGUGUUGAUAACAGAUAACACGCUGUGCCAUCUAGCAGUUGGUUGCCCUUCUCUAGAAACUCUUGUAAGUUUUAAGGUUCAGGUAAACUGUGUCAUAGUUUUAAAUGGUCUGCUUUGCUUCAACUUUUCCUGUAUAGCUGUUAAAGUAUCUCUUUUUAAAUAUUCUAAACGAACAUUUGCCCAAAAUUGUAAUAAUAUUGAAGAACUGAACCUGAAUGGAUGUAAAAAUCUCACAGAUAGGUAA
Molecule: messenger RNA, 1290 nt
Organism: Limulus polyphemus (Atlantic horseshoe crab)
Lineage: Eukaryota; Metazoa; Arthropoda; Merostomata; Xiphosura; Limulidae
Product: F-box/LRR-repeat protein 20-like
Exons: 13
Coding region: 109-1290 (393 amino acids)
Biological process (GO): SCF-dependent proteasomal ubiquitin-dependent protein catabolic process
Cellular component (GO): SCF ubiquitin ligase complex
Molecular function (GO): protein binding
Source: RefSeq, a predicted model, not a curated record